AUGGUCCAGGAGAUCGUUCACACUGAACGCGUUCUAACGAACGAUAAGAAGUGUGCUACAAAAGUCGUGAGCCGGAUAAUGCAACCAGUCCGCUGCCCCGAGGCCAAAAAGUUGACCUACUGCAACGAGACCACUGGGAUCGCUACUACAACGAAACUGCAACCCAUGGUGGAGAAUUGUGAAUGCAAGAGUACCGUGCAAACCUAUCAGAUGCGUUGCAAGUGCAAUCCCCAGACCACCUUCGUCCGACAGACGGCCUGUUCCAAGGACUGCAAAACGACGGUCAUUCAGCAGAGGGAAAAACUGACUGCCGACGGUGUCUGCAAGCCCGAACUGAUAGCUCAGGUCAAGAAGUGCUGCUGUCCCCGGCCAGCUGUUAUCAGACGCAAUUGUGACUCGGCCAGCGGCAUGAGCAGUAUUACAACUCGCAUCUUUAAACUUGUGCAGGGCGAGUGCAUUCCGGUGGACAAGACCGUUUCGCGAGCAACGAUCUGUUCAUCAAACGAGACAGUACGUGUGCUGAAGGAGCCCAGCGGCUGGCUGCGUCUAGAACGAACGAAAGAAGUACGAAUUGGCUGCAGGUGCCACAUGCGAUCUCAGAUUUCCCGCAAGAAAUGGAAAUGUCCCGAAAUCUCCCGCAGAACCCAGUGUGUUGAACUAUCAGAUCAGCAGCAGGCCUGGAAGACCGUACUGGUGAUGUGGAAGUCUUCUACGAAAGAGUCGGUCUGCAGUCGAAGAGAAAUCUUCACCAAAUUGCAGCCCAUCGUGUGUAGCAUUCCACCGCAGAACAUUUCAGACUGCUUCUUCGACGCCAAGCGCCACGCCUUUGUGCGACGCAUACUGAAUUUCAAAAGGCGUCUUGAGGGCUGCCACUGCGUUAGGGAGCCGCCAACAGUGACUUUCCAGGUCUGCAGUUGUGCAAAACCGGUUCAACGGGCGAAAUGCGCAAAGUAA
Dibothriocephalus latus is the source of this 954-nucleotide messenger RNA. The record is from the annotation of a GenBank genome assembly. Lineage: Eukaryota; Metazoa; Platyhelminthes; Cestoda; Diphyllobothriidea; Diphyllobothriidae.